AUGUCAGAACCAUCGGCGAAGCGCCGCAAGGUCGGUAGCAAUGGUGAAUCUCGCAUAACCGAUCCUCGUUUUGCCAACAUACAAUCUGAUCCCAGAUACCGUCUGCCGAGCAAGAAACAAAAGGUCAAAUUAGACAAACGCUUCGCCCAAAAGUUCAAAGACGAGGAUUUUACCCGUCGAGCUAAAGUCGACCGAUAUGGCAGGCCCAUUCAGUCUGGUGCAGAAGAACGCAGACUGAGGGACAAAUUCGACUUCGAGGACGAGGAAUUAUCAAGUGACAACCCCGACGAUGACGACGAGGUGCAGAAAGAGUUGUCGCGUCUCGAGAAGAGGCACGAUCCGCUGAGGGAAGGCAAGCUGUCCGUAUCUUCAUCAGAUGAGGACAGCUCGACCGACGAAGACUCGGAGGAUGAAGAGGCCAACAUUGAAGACGAGGUUGAAUCGGCUGUACCAAGAGAGGAUGUGCCCACAGGCGAAGUCUCGACCAGGUUAGCCAUCGUCAACUUAGAUUGGGACAAUAUUCGUGCUGAGGAUCUCAUGGCUGUCUUCUCAAGCUUUUUACCCGCCACUGGACGUUUGCUGAGAGUUACCAUUUAUCCUAGCGAGUUUGGUAAAGAACGAAUGGAGCGUGAGGAGAUGGAAGGACCACCAAAAGAGAUAUUUGCAGCCUCUAGGAAGGACAUCGAAGAUCGCGAAGACAACUCAGACCUAGAGGAUGAGGAAGAGGACGAGGACAUCAAAGCCUCAAUCAUCAAGCCCGACGAUGGCUCUGAAUUUGAUUCUCAGGCUCUUCGUCAAUAUCAACUCGAAAGGCUACGCUACUUCUUCGCUGUCCUUUCCUUCUCUAACAAGGCGGCAGCCAAGGCAAUAUACGAUGCUGUUGACGGCACUGAAUACCUCUCUACCGCAAAUUUCUUCGAUCUCAGAUUCAUUCCCGAAGAGAUGAACUUUUCUAACGACAAACCUAGAGAUCAAUGCGAAACCUUACCAAGUGGCUACAAACCUAACGACUUCGUCACUGAUGCUCUACAACACAGCAAAGUCAAGUUGACCUGGGACCAGGAGGAUCGCACAAGAAAAGAAGCACAAGCUCGCGCUUUCAAGGGUGGUCAGAAGGAAGUUGAUGAGAACGACCUAAAAGCCUACCUUGGGUCCGAUACCUCCGACGACGAGGACGAUGGCGGCCACGAAGUACCCACAAUAGCGGAUGUCCAGCCUUCUACACAGUCCAAGAAAGAGCAAGAACGUGAGAAGGCGCGAGCAUUGUUGGGUCUUCCUGCUGAAUCGUCUACGAAAUCGAGCAAGAAAAGCAAAGACGGACCUCUGGGCAACAUUCAGGUGACGUUCUCUUCAGGUCUAUCUGGUCCAGUAGAUGGAGCCACCAAACGUUCCGUCUUCGAGAAUAGUCCAGAACCAGAAGAGACCACAGUCGAGAGAUACAUCCGCAGGGAGAAGGAAAGAAAACAGAAGCGCAAGGAGAAAAUGAAAACUGGCAACACCGAAACAACGACGGAACAAGCUGAAACAGACGUACCAGCAGAGGAGACAGCUCCCAUAGAAAACACAGAACAAGAUGACGCCGGCUUCGACGAUCCUUUCUUCAACGACUCUUCCCUCAACGACCCAGCCGUCAAGAACAAGAUGCGCAAAGAAGAGCGCACAAAGAAGCGACAACAACGAGAACUCGCAGACGCGGCUUCCGCCAAACAGCGCGCAGAGCUCGAGCUCCUCAUGGCCGAAGACGACGCCGAUACUGCUCAAGCCACAGGCGCCGCCAACGGCACUAUGGGUCAAACCGUGCGCCACUUCGACAUGACAGAGAUUGAGAAAGCCGAGAAGCGGAAGAACAAGAAAGACAAGUUCAAGAAGAAGCAUGCGCAGCGAGAUGAAGCUGUUUUGCAAACGGACUUUAAGAUGGAUACGUCUGAUCCUCGGUUCGGUAAACUUUUUGAAAAUCAUGAGUUUGCUAUUGAUCCUACCAACCAGAGAUUGAGAAAGACUACGGGCAUGCAGGAGAUUAUGCAGGAGAGUCGACGGAGGAAGCAAAUGGAUUCUGCGGCGCAGAGCAGCAAGAAGGAGACUACUCAGGGUGCGACCAAGUUGCCAAGAGAGAAGGAUGGCUCUUCACAUCAGGUUCACGAUCUGGUUGCGAAGUUGAAAAGGAAGGCUGCUUAG
Lithohypha guttulata is the source of this 2175-nucleotide messenger RNA. RefSeq names its product pre-rRNA-processing protein esf1 (gene ESF1). The coding region runs from base 1 to 2175 and encodes 724 amino acids. The record is from RefSeq and is a predicted model, not a curated record. The transcript has a single exon. Gene Ontology annotation, molecular function: RNA binding. Lineage: Eukaryota; Fungi; Ascomycota; Eurotiomycetes; Chaetothyriales; Trichomeriaceae. Gene Ontology annotation, biological process: rRNA processing. Gene Ontology annotation, cellular component: nucleus.